CGCGCGGAGCGGUAACGAACUUCAUUAAUCUAUAGAUCUGAUCAGCUGUUAGUCACCCGCGUGUCGCGUUAGCUCGCGGAGCUUAGCUUUAGUCAUUAUAUAUGUAGCCAGUCAGCUAACAGCCGGUGAUGAGGGUCAGUGAGUUUGACUCUUCUGAUGAAGAGGAUGGAGGUGAUGAAGAGUCUUACACUCCUCUACAGAUCUCCUGGUUGUCCCUGCAGGUGGUCGAGUGCUCCCAGUUCCUUGGGAUUUGCCCAUUACCAGGAUGCAGGUAUAAGGAGAUCCGGAGAAACAUGGAGAAAGAUGUGGAUGAGUUGUGUGCGCAGGGUGUACAGGACGUGUUUGUGUUGUGUGAGAGGGCGGAGCUUGUGCGUUACAGAGUGCCAGGUCUGUUAGAGUGUUACACUCGGCAUGGCCUUAGCGUGCACCACCUGCCCUUCCCUGACGGCGGCGCUCCUGAGCUGCACCACUGCACACACAUCCUGGACGAGCUGCAGCAUUGCUUACACACCCAGCGCCGCACCGUUAUCCAUUGUUACGGGGGUCUGGGUCGCUCAGGACUCAUCGCUGCGUGUUUGUUGCUGCAGCUCUCCAUCUCCAUGACGCCCACUGAAGCCAUUGAGAUCCUGAGAGAGCUGAGAGGAGGCGGAGCCAUUCAGACUGUCAAACAAUACAACUUUCUGCAGGAAUUUCGGGAGAAGCUCGCCGCCUUUCAGGAGAACAGAGAGUGCAAAGCCUCUGAGAGGAGUGUCUCCAGAUAGCCCCGCCCACAGUCACACCAUCUUUAUCCCUGAGCAUUGUGCUGAAGAACCGUGUGUGUCUUUAACUAGCACCUUAUCAUUUAGAUGAAAAUGCGUUCAGCUUUAUUGUGAUUCUCUACACACACACACACACGUCUAACAGAGAGCUUUAUUAAGAUGUAGAGGUUUACACUCCGCUGUAUGUGUUGAACCAUUAAGGCUUUUAUGAUGUAUGAGGUCUGCUUUAAUUGAAUUUGGAUUUAAUUAUUGAUAAGUUGCACUGAUGUCUGAUUGGUCCAAUAAAGCACUGAUCAGAUCUGA
Messenger RNA from Clarias gariepinus (North African catfish), 1061 nucleotides. It is a transcript of the gene cdkn3, whose product is annotated as cyclin-dependent kinase inhibitor 3. Bases 129 to 761 code for a protein of 210 amino acids. Gene Ontology annotation, cellular component: nucleus. The record is from RefSeq and is a predicted model, not a curated record. The transcript has 8 exons. Gene Ontology annotation, molecular function: protein tyrosine phosphatase activity. Gene Ontology annotation, biological process: protein dephosphorylation. NCBI's taxonomy places the organism in Eukaryota, Metazoa, Chordata, Actinopteri, Siluriformes, Clariidae.